UUCCACCCCAAAAUAUUAUACCUAUCGAGUGGGUUUUGAAUGCUUUGCUCCAGCAGCUUGGUAAAUCUGGGGGCAUGUCAUUGUGGAAUAUCUGGUUGAUCUUUGGCCUUUCCUUGCAAGGUUGGGGUCUGGUCUACUCUUCUGAGCUGGCUUUCGUCCUGGAGCCUAGCGAUGUGAUUGCCGUCCGGGAUCGUCCUCUGCUCCUGCAUUGCCAAGUGGAAGGCGAAGCGCCCAUCACAAUCACUUGGUACAGGAAUGGCAUGGCCCUCUCCAACGACAGCCACAUGGCCAUCUUAUCCAAUGGCUCCCUUCUCCUGGAGAGUGUCCACCGGCGGCCGCGAGGAGGGGGAAGCCCCGAUGCCACGACCAAUGCCACCGAGUCGAGCGCCGGAGAGUACAGCUGUGCCACCCAGAACCGCUAUGGUCUGCUUGUCAGUCGCAAGGCCAGAGUCCAGAUUGCCACCCUGUCCAAAUUCCACAUGCACCCGGAGUCCAUGUCAGUGGAAGAAGGAGGCGUUGCCCGGUUCCAGUGCUUCAUCCAAGGGGUCCCUGAAGCCACCAUAACCUGGGAACGCAACCGGACGGCCCUGCAAACAGAUGACUACCGGUUUACCUUGCUCCCGACUGGCAUCUUGCAGAUUACGGGCGUCCGGCGUUCAGACGUAGGGACCUACCGCUGCGUAGCCAGCAACAUCGCCAAUACCCGCUACAGCCAAGAGGCCACAUUGAGCAUCAGUGUCUCUGCUCCCAAACUCUACAAGGAACCGGUCAUUUUGUCAGGACCGCAGAACCUGACCAUCACGGUGCAUCAGACGGCCAUCCUGGAGUGCAUUGCCACCGGAAACCCUCGGCCCAUCGUCUCCUGGAGUCGCCUGGAUGGACGUUCGAUUGGGGUCGAAGGUAUCCAAGUCUUGGGAACUGGCAACCUGAUGAUCUCAGAUGUAUCAGUGAAACACGCUGGCGUUUACGUCUGCGCUGCAAAUCGCCCGGGCACUCGUGUGCGCCGUACUGCGCAGGGUAUCCUCAUGGUUCAAGCUCCACCUGAAUUUGUGCAGUGGCCCCAAUCCAUCUCCAAGCCGCCUGGCAGCAGUGCCAUCUUCACCUGCGUGGCGCAAGGCGUGCCAGAGCCCCACCUCAUCUGGCUGAAGAACGGGAAAGUCCUGGCGCCCGGCGAAAACAUCAAACUCACCCACAACAACAGCACCCUGAUGAUCCAGAGGAUCACUUCGGCGGACGAAGCCAUCUACCAAUGCAUCGCGGAGAACAGCGCUGGCACCAACCAGGCCAGCGCCCGGUUGGCUGUGGCUCUCUCCAAAGAGCUGCCCAGUUCCCCCGAAGGGGUCCAGGCCACUGCCCUCUCCACCACAUCCAUCCAGGUCUCGUGGCUUGAGCCCCCCAUGGAAGUGACCGAGGCCAUAAUUGGUUACGUGCUUCACAUCCGUAAGGCAGGAGAAUCCGACAGCCGGGAACUGCAAGAGGCGGUCAGCAAGACGACCUUCCAGCAUGUCUUCACCAACCUCGAACCCUCAACAACUUACUCCAUCUACCUGAAGGCGUACUCACCCUUGGGCGCCAGCCAGGAUUCCCAGCCCAUCCUGGCCACCACCCUGGGCAGCAUCCCUGCAGCAUUGGGUUUCUUCACCAAGAUCUUGAACAUCAGCUCCAUCCAAGUCUUCUGGGAGCUGCCUGCCCGACCUGGACGGAUUGAAGGCUUCAAACUUUACCUCCGGAAGCUGCCCAGUGCCCACUAUGAGGGUCCUCAGCUCUUGCCUGGCACGGCCAACUCCUUCGUCUACAGUGACUUGGAACCGUCCGCCAUGUACGAGAUCAAACUCCAGGCCUUCAAUGGGAACGGCGAUGGGAACAGCAGCGUGCGGUUUGUCUCGCUCAAGGAGAAUUCGGAGAGGCUAGAUGCCAACUCGGUAUGCCAAUGUGGGCAGGACGGGGACAGCUCCCUCGCUGGCAUUGUCAUCGGCGUCCACAUCGGCAUGGCAUGCAUCAUAUUCUGUGUCCUUUUCCUGAUGUUUGGCUACCGCAAGAGCCUUUUCUGCAAGAAAGGAACGCAAGAGAGCUGGACGGUUCCGCAAGGCACAGAGCUGGUCCAGACUACCACCCAGGAGCCUCCCCGUACCCAGCGGAAACCCGAAGGUGGGGCCAAGCCUUCAGAGAUGGUGGAACUGGUCACUCAGAACCCCCAGCCCUCCGAGGGACGCAACAACCAUGCCACUCCCCAUUUCGAAGUGACGAUUGAGCGCUGCCCUCCCUCCCAGCCCAGCGGUUAAGCCCACGCCUGGCGGGGAAAGGGGGGCACGGUGAGGCCUUGUACGGACCAUGGUGGCAGCUCCGUCGAGGUUUGGUCUCUUCUUGCCCCCUUAUUCUCCACCUUGUCCGGGACUCCAACCGUAAACCUCCAAAGAAUCUACCUCACUUUUGCUGGGGACUCAGCUUCCAGCCCGGUUGCCACCUCUCC
Messenger RNA from Sceloporus undulatus (fence lizard), 2470 nucleotides. Its product is annotated as immunoglobulin superfamily DCC subclass member 3-like. The transcript has 14 exons. The record is from RefSeq and is a predicted model, not a curated record. Bases 75 to 2282 code for a protein of 735 amino acids. Gene Ontology annotation, cellular component: axon; plasma membrane. Gene Ontology annotation, molecular function: protein binding. Gene Ontology annotation, biological process: cell-cell adhesion; axon guidance. Lineage: Eukaryota; Metazoa; Chordata; Lepidosauria; Squamata; Phrynosomatidae.